AUGGAAACGCGACAGUCAUCUCAAUUACAAGUCGCCAUUGUCGGCGGGGGCAUCAUUGGGCUAAUCACAGCCCUAGGCCUCCUGAAACGAAACGUGCCCGUCAAGAUCUACGAGCAAGCACGCUCCUUUCGUGAAAUCGGCGCCGGUGUGGCCUUCACGGCAAAUGCAUUAAAAUGCAUGUCUCUUCUAGAUCCCGUCAUAGUUGACUGCGUCAAUGCAGUAGCUACCCCUAACGGCGAAGACAUUGAUAAGCCUAACGACUAUCUGCGUUAUCAUGACGGCUACAACUGGGACCCGAAUGAUGUUGAAAGCACCGAUGAUAAGUUGUUAUUCUUGUUAUACUCUGGCUACAAGGGCUUCCAAGGUUGUCACCGCGCGAACCUCCUUGAUGAGCUAGUCAAGUCCAUCCCAAGCCAUGCCGUCGAAUUCGGGAAGCGGUUUACGGGAUACAAGGACAGGGGGCCAAAGGAGCCUAUCCCCUCCCCCUUCUUUUUUCACGACGCCGACCUUAAGCUAACUGUGAAACUCAUUACAGUCAUCGGCUGCGAUGGCAUCAAGUCCAAGGUCCGGCAACUCCUCCUCGGGGAAGAGAACCCAGCGUCCUACCCGCACUUCACGCACAAGGUCGCGUACCGCGCCCUGAUCCCCAUGGACCAGGUCGAGCCGGUGAUCGGGACGUUCAAGUCGCGCAACCAGCACAUGCACAUGGGGCCGCGGGCGCACAUCCUGCACUUCCCCGUGGCCGCCGGCAAGCUGCUGAACGUGGUCGCCUUCGUCACGGACCACAGCGACUGGCCGCUCGGCGACCCCAACGGCGUCGGCAACAUGACGAGCGCCGCGACGCGCGAGGACGUCGCGGCCGCGUUCGAGGGCUGGGGCCCCACCGUCCGCAAGAUCGUCAGCCUGCUGCCCGACAACAUCGACAAGUGGGCCAUCUUCGACACGUACGACCACCCGGCGACGACGUUCGUGCAGGGGCGCGUAUGCCUCGCCGGCGACGCCGCGCACGCGUCCGCGCCGCACCACGGGGCCGGCGCGGGAAUCGGGGUCGAGGACGCGCUGGCGCUGUGCACGCUGCUGGAGAAGGCGAUGGGGACGAUCGCGCAGAGCCCGCAGAUGGACCGGUCGGUCGUCAUCGACGCGUCGCUGCAGAUCUACAACGACGUGCGCCCGCCGCGCAGCCAGUGGCUCGUCCAGAGCAGCCGCGAGGUCUGCGACAUCUACGAGUGGGUCUACCCCGGAACCCAGCGGGACUGGGACAAGUGCCUGGGGGAGAUCACGGCGAGGUCGCACAAGUUGUGGUAUUUUGACAUCGAGGGCAUGCUGGAGCAGCUUCACAAUGGGUACGAGAGCCACUUUCCGGCGAUGGUGGAUUCGUCGUCCGAGGGGGUACGUGUGGAUAUGAAAAAUAAGGUGAUCCCCGUAGUCAGCUAG
Molecule: messenger RNA, 1434 nt
Organism: Hypoxylon fragiforme
Lineage: Eukaryota; Fungi; Ascomycota; Sordariomycetes; Xylariales; Hypoxylaceae
Exons: 2
Coding region: 1-1434 (477 amino acids)
Biological process (GO): secondary metabolite biosynthetic process
Molecular function (GO): FAD binding
Source: RefSeq, a predicted model, not a curated record